Molecule: messenger RNA, 1098 nt
Organism: Cavenderia fasciculata
Lineage: Eukaryota; Evosea; Eumycetozoa; Acytosteliales; Cavenderiaceae
Exons: 2
Coding region: 1-1098 (365 amino acids)
Source: RefSeq, a predicted model, not a curated record
AUGAAUAAUUGGUUAAUACAAAAAGAAAUAAUAGAUAAUAUAUGGUUAUUAAAACAAGAAAAGAGGGAACAAUGGGAUGGACAUAAUAGGGAUUUGAAUCAGAGUGUUGUACCACUUGGAGACCGUAUCAAAGUUUCAUUGGUUUGUUGGAAAUGGUGUUUGGAACAUCUCAGAUUAUGCAUAUCGGUUCUUGAUCAAGCUCUAUUGACUCGAUGUGAGAGAACACUUCUCGUACUCCCAAGCACUCUCCGAUCGUUACACAUCCUGUUCAAUGCACGUGUAACCUACUCUAGUCACUUUUUACACUUUCUCCAAGGUGCCUCGCGAGUAGAGUCUGUCACCAUCCUCUCGCCACUUCGACAAGACACCCGUAUCAAACGCGACAUUAUCCAAUUUGCAAGUCAAUGUCCUACCCUCACAACACUCGACUGUGACCAACUCUCAUUUAAAGAUGUCUAUCAGCUAUGUAUCACAACACCACGUAUCCGUAGUACUCGACUAUCCAUUGUCAACCAUCACUAUCGAAUCCCAUCAUCUCUCGAACCAACACCACAUUUCCCUCAUCUCCAUACACUAUCGAUUGACUCUAGGUGUAAAGACACUAUUGGGUCUCUUCAUUACCUUUUACUUCCUCUCAUGUUUCACGCACCCCUAUUGACAUCACUACAUAUCAAUCUAUACACAUCAUUCUCUACAUCUGACCACAACAACCAACACUUUUCUUCAAUGAUUACCAAUUCCUUUGUAUUAUCUAUCAUUGAUCUUUUAAAGAAUCAUUCAAAUGACCAGCAGCAGUUACAAUAUCUUACCAUUCAUUGUAAGAUUAGUCAAGGAGGUGGAGGAGAAAGUGAUAAAAAGAAACGAUUACCAUCAGUUCUCUUUUCAACUAUCAAUCAUCUCGUUGGCUGUAUAAAAGACUCUUCUAAACUAGAUUAUUUUGUUCUAUCUGGUUAUAACUGUAACUAUCCAAUUGACUACAACCAUUCAACGACUACAACAAAAUCAUCUGAUUGUAGUAUCAACUUGAAUCGUGAAAUAGAUCAUUAUAAUCAACUAUCUUUUAAUACCCUUACUAUGAAAAAGAAAGGAAUUGAAUAG